AGCUUCAGGAAGUAGAUAAGCGCAGCUCAACUCUGGGUGCAUUUUUGCCCUGCUGCUGGGUACAAUGGCUGCUGCAAAUCCAGCCAAAACGCUCCAGGAGGAAGCUACUUGUUCCAUCUGCCUGGAUUAUUUUAAAGACCCGGUGAUGAUUAUAGACUGCGAGCACAAUUUCUGCCGAGCCUGCAUCACCCAGUGCUUGUGGGGAUGGAAGACAAACCUCUCCUGCCCCUGCUGCAGGGGCAGCUUUCUCCAGAGAAACCUCAAGCCAAACAGGCAGCUGGCCAACAUGGCAGAGGUGGCCAGACAGCUCAGCCUGCGGCUGUUCAAAGAGCCCCGAGGGGAUGGGGUGUGUGAGAAACACCUGGAGGCUCUGAAACUCUUCUGCGAGGAGGAUCAAACUCCCAUCUGUGUGGUGUGUGACAGAUCCAAGGAGCACAGAGCUCACACGGUGGUUCCCAUAGAGGAGGCUGCCCAGGAGUACAAGGUGCAAAUUCAGAGACACCUGGAGAUUUUGAAGAAAGAGAGAGCUGAGAUUCUAGAGUUUCAAUCGAGUGGGGAAAUGAAAAGCCAGGAACUUCUGAAAGAAGUGGAAGCCGAGAGGCAGAAGGUUGUGUCUGAAUUUCAGCAGUUGCGCCUGUUUCUGGAGGACCAAGAGAAACGCCGGCUGGGCUGGCUGGGCGAGCUGGACAAGGAGAUCGUGAAGAUGAGGGAUGAAAAUGCCACUAAAUACUCUAAAGCGCUCUCUUGCCUCGGCGAUCUGGUCUGCGAGAUGGAGGGGAAGUGCCAGCAGCCAGCGAGUCAGUUCUUGCAGGUCAUCAGAAGCACCUUGAGCAGCUGUAAGACAGGGAAGGAGAAGUUUCAAAAUCCAACAGCAGAGUCUCCUGACUGGAGAAGAAGAAUCAAAGAACUUUCUCAAGAAACCGUAUCGCUACGGGAUGCUGUGAGGAAAUUCAAAGAGUCUCUGCCAUCUGAAACUGUGUUGAAAACAGCAAAUGUGAGUUUUGAUCCAGCCACGGCUCAUCCCCGCUUCGUCGUGUCCAACAGACGGAAAAGCGUGAGAUGGGGAGACACGCGGCAGGAUCUGCCCUACAGUCCUAAGAGAUUUGAUCCUUCUCGCUGCAUGCUGGGCUGUGAGGGAUUCACCUCGGGGAAACAUUGCUGGAUGGUAGAAGUGGGGGAUGGGGGAAACUGGGCUGUGGGGGUGGCCAGAGAGUCUGUGAGGAAAAAGGGAGAGAUCAGCUUGGACCCUGCGGGGGGCAUCUGGGCCAUGGGGCUCUGCAGAGGUCAGUACCGGGUUCUAACCUCCCCUGUGACUCUUCUGACCCUGAGCAGGAGCCCCACGAGAAUUCUGGUUUGUCUGGAAUAUGAAGAGGGAUUGGUGACAUUUAUAGAUGUUGAUAGCAUAACCAGAAUAUUUUCAUUCCCAUCAGCUUCUUUUACAGGGGAGAAAAUCUUCCCUUUUUUCCGGGUUGGGGAUAUGCAAACGCACCUCAGGCUACUCCCCUGCAUCACAGGGUAACACCAGGCCUCAGGGAUCUGUACUGAGAGCGUCCUUGACAGAAGGAGAUGACCGGGUUACAGGGGCCAAACUCAUUGGCCUUGUCCAUGCUACAGGGAUGUUUGCGACAUAGCCAGCUUGCCCCAUAACUAUGCUAGGAUAAUCCCAUAGUGUAGAUGCAGUCGAUGCCAACAGAAGGGGCUUUGCCAUUGGUGUAGGAACUCCCCCUCCCCAAGUGAAAGAUAACUACAUUGAUGGAAGCCUACUUCUGUUGCCAUAGCUGCGUCCAUGAUGGGGGUUAGGUUGGCAUAGCUACAGCGUACGGGUGUGUGUUUUUUCCCGCAAUCCUUCCCGACGCAGUGUGUCAACCUAAUUUUUUAAGUGUGGCCCAGGCCAUUGUCUCAGGGAUUGUCCGGCCUGUUUCCCCUCCAACCUCUGCAGGUUCUCAAGGAUCGGCUGUCUGCCAGCUCAGAGUAUGAGAGAGGGGGAACCUGGGGUCGGGGAGAAGGAAGGAAAUGGGGUGUAGAGAAAGAAGCCCAAGAAAGAGGAAGUGGAGAUGGGGGAGGGAAAUAGUGAGUAGAGAAGGGAAACCUAGAGAAGAGAAGAUGUGGACUGGAGGGGGGAAGCUUGGGAAGGGGGGCGGGAUUUGAGAACAAAGAGAAGAGAUGAAAGGGGAAGGGGUGUGAUUACACCGUGUGAAUUACACUCACUUUAUGAUAAGUGGGAAGGUGAAGAUCACAUUUCUGUGCACUUGGUGGGAUCCUUUGCCUGAGCAGAGUCCUUGAGGGUACUUCUACACUAGAGCGGCACAGCUACAGUAGGGUUGCCAACUUGGUAAUAUUUAAAAAACGGGUACUCCAGCUGGAGUGCCAGAACCUCCCC
Molecule: messenger RNA, 2380 nt
Organism: Chelonoidis abingdonii (Abingdon island giant tortoise)
Lineage: Eukaryota; Metazoa; Chordata; Testudines; Testudinidae
Product: zinc finger protein RFP-like
Molecular function (GO): zinc ion binding; protein binding
Source: RefSeq, a predicted model, not a curated record